Messenger RNA from Clonostachys rhizophaga, 1176 nucleotides. The record is from the annotation of a GenBank genome assembly. Lineage: Eukaryota; Fungi; Ascomycota; Sordariomycetes; Hypocreales; Bionectriaceae.
AUGGCUGCCGAACCUUCAAUUCCCACGCUAGGCAACAGAAAUGCUGCAUCUCUGAACGUGGAGAGCCUGGCGACCAGACUGCCUGAGAUAGGCUCCUUAAAGCCCCCUUUUGGUCAAAACAAUUUGCCCUGGAUUCAAUGGCAAGACAUCUGCACUGACGCCGACUCCUCGGCUGACCAGUUGCGAGCAUGGAUGGUUUAUUUGGUCUAUUUGAGAGAGGCUAUACACUGGGAUGCCGAUGACCACCAAGAGAUGAGACAGUAUUUGGCCGUCAGACGACUAUACCGGUUGAAGGGCCUGAACCGCCUUGCCCCGAGCCGGACUUUGCAGUACUGCGCUGCUAACACAAGGGAAGAGAACUACACUUUGUCUAUUGGUCAUUUACUAAAGACACUCUAUCCUACGCAUCCAGUUGUUGAAUUCUGGGCGCUUCACCGUCGUGUUUACCCUGGAGUUCCCGCAGGUGUAUCGCGUUCAAAAGCCCCAGUUGAGACAACAGCAACAAAGCCAAUAGAAUUGGGAUUUGGUGGCCUCGAUUCUGAGGCUAGCCUGGCUUCGAGAUCUCAACAUAUCGGAAUAGAUUCGUACCUCAAUGAAAUCCCGACCCAUCUCACGAGCGAGCAAACUGCUUUCUGCAUUUCAGGUUCUACCCCGAUUUCAAUGAACUCAGACCAACACGUUCAAGACUCCAACCAAUUGACCUGUAGUAUGAUAUGGAGGAUUGGCGAUGAAGAGAGAACAACCGACAUCCAAGUUUCGGAUGUGACGAUGACUGGGACUAAUCACGUCAUUGUCCCAUCGUCUCUAUCUUCCCAAACCCAUCACCGAUAUGAAACCUUCCCGAGCUCAGAAUGUCACUGCCCCGCAAGAGUAUUCGGAAAACCUGCAGAACUGUCACAGAAUGCAUCAAUUGAAUGUGGUUUAUCCACUUCAAUCCUUGAGAAGCAACCAUACUCCAACAACACCAGGGUUGAGAAUCGCCAGACCAAAAGAAGCACUGAAACUCACGGAAGUGUUUCUAAUCAUUCCGCCAGGCCGGGUCUCACCUCUGACAACCUAGUCACAUCGCCUUCCAAGUGCCUGACAGAUCACCCCGCUGCAACAGCAGAAACAGUAGGAGUCAUUACCUUACCAGUGGGAACGGGGAGCCGGCCAACCUGGAUCAAGCAAGUCUGA